GUGGUUCUUUAACUAAUUUAUGAACCAUUUUGAUCCCAUAUGCAUAGAUUGCUGAUGAAUUAGAACGAGUGAAUGAGAAAUUGAGAAUGGAGAAGCACAAGUACAGCAUCAUAGUCCCAACCUAUAACGAACGCCUCAACAUUGCCCUCCUCGUCUACCUCAUCUUCAAGCAUCUCCGGGACGUUGACUUUGAGAUAAUCAUCGUUGACGAUGGAAGCCCGGAUGGUACUCAGCAGGUUGUUGAGCAAUUGCAGCAACUCUAUGGUGAAGAUCGGAUUCUGUUGAGAGCUAGAGCUAAGAAGCUUGGAUUAGGAACGGCUUACAUUCAUGGUUUGAAGCAUGCGUCUGGGAAUUUUGUUGUGAUCAUGGACGCGGAUUUAUCACACCAUCCAAAGUAUUUGCCAAGCUUCAUCAAGAAACAGUUGGAAACUGGUGCAAGUAUAGUUACUGGAACUCGUUAUGUCAAAGGUGGGGGUGUACAUGGGUGGAAUCUUAUGCGCAAAUUAACAAGUAGAGGAGCCAAUGUUCUGGCACAAACACUUCUAUGGCCUGGUGUAUCAGAUUUGACUGGAUCUUUUCGGCUUUACAGGAAAUCAGUGCUUGAAGAUAUCAUUAGUUCCUGUGUCAGCAAGGGCUAUGUCUUUCAGAUGGAGAUGAUAGUUCGAGCUUCUAGAAAAGGCUACCAUAUCGAAGAGGUUCCAAUCAGCUUUGUUGAUAGGGUAUAUGGAAUUUCAAAGCUUGGAGGAUCUGAAAUUGUUGAAUAUCUGAAAGGCCUUGCCUAUCUUCUCGUUACAACGUGAGAUCCGUAAAUUACAACACACAAAUAAUUUGUAAACCUUUUAAAGGUACUUUUUUAUUUGUAAGUUCUUAGUGAUAUAGAAGAGAUUUUACCGGGGCCACUAUAUAAACAAAUUUUAUAUCUUCUCUUUUGUUUAUGAGUAUUUUCUUGUAUCCUUACAUAUACUGCAACACUCUCACAAUGUGGCGUGAGAGUUACCACAUAGGGCAGCCUCACUCAAGAAUUUCGGCAAAAGUAGACAUCACAUUUCCACAUUUAGCCAUCUCUCGCUUUGUAAUAUUUUCAGCUUCCGUUAUUCUUGCAGCCAGCUCUUCCACUUCACAAAACUCUUCAUGAACUGCCGGAUAAAAUUGCCGGAACUCAGCAUGGUGGGAAUACUCUAAUCACGUGCGGUGCUACGUGCUGUCACCUGAUAGAAUUUGCUAACCAUAAUGCAUGGUGAUAGCAUAAGGGAGUUAAGAGGAGAGAUCGUGGUUAAAGCAUAGACUUGAUUGGCAAAAGAGUGAACAGUCGACACAAGCAAAAUUUGCAUUUGGGUUGGUUGGGAAAUAUAUCUGGCAUGACUCACUGUCUCUCCAAUCUCAUUUGACCGUGCUUUGUUCAUGUUCACCCUUCCGACAUUGUUGACGCGGUUUAAGUCUUGGCCAAAUUGUGUGAUUUGAAGAGACAAAAAUGUAAAGUUUCAUGAUAGAGAUACUAAUUAGGACGUGUUUAUGAGGCU
Molecule: messenger RNA, 1520 nt
Organism: Prunus dulcis (almond)
Lineage: Eukaryota; Viridiplantae; Streptophyta; Magnoliopsida; Rosales; Rosaceae
Product: dolichol-phosphate mannosyltransferase subunit 1
Exons: 8
Coding region: 87-800 (237 amino acids)
Biological process (GO): protein O-linked glycosylation via mannose; GPI anchor biosynthetic process
Cellular component (GO): endoplasmic reticulum membrane
Molecular function (GO): dolichyl-phosphate beta-D-mannosyltransferase activity
Source: RefSeq, a predicted model, not a curated record